This is a messenger RNA of Caenorhabditis bovis, 2655 nucleotides long. The record is from the annotation of a GenBank genome assembly. Lineage: Eukaryota; Metazoa; Nematoda; Chromadorea; Rhabditida; Rhabditidae.
AUGAAACUAUUAUGUAUAAUUCUACUAAUAUCAGGGUGUCUGGCGCAGCCGGAUCUUGAAAAAAUCCGCAAAAAAUUGGCCACGAAAAAACUGGAUUUGGAUCAACUUCGAAGCUCAUCCCCUAUCGAUGAGAAGAAUAUGACAAGACUUUUACGAGUGGACUACUGGUUCCGAACCGAAUCGGUAUUAUACGAUCAUUUGAAAAAUAAGGCCGAUGCACCAUCGACAGUGAUCGCCGGCAAUUUUUCGUUUGAAACACUUCAUCACGAUCUAGAUGGAAGGAUGCUGGCGAAAUUUGAGCUGACUCAAUGCAAUACGAACAAUUGCGGAAAUCCGCCGCCGGUGAUUGUCGCGUUCACACAAGGCGGAAAUAAUAUUGAGCAUGUGCUUGUUAAUUUGGAAGCUGCUGGUCAAACCGAAGCCUCAUGGAAUUUUUUGUUCGGCAUCGUGAACGCGAUCUACACGCCUGCCGAGUAUGGCGAAGGUGAUGAGCAGACGGUGAAUACUGUCUACGGACGAUGUCGGGUGCACUUUGGACGGCCCGAAGACAAACGAUUCAGGCGAAUCAUCGAUAACUGCGAUAUUGGAUAUGGACAGAAUUUCUCCCGAUUCGAUGGGCUCGACAACGUUCACUACAAUCAGGACGCGUGGUACACGCAGAACACCAAAGUCGACGCUGAUAUCAUAAUGAUCGACGCGAUCGAAUCGAUAUCCGUUCGAUCGCCGAUCCAUCACGAGCACGGAUUCGCGCUCGAGAGUCGAACACAUGUGGAGAUCACGAAUCGCACGCGGCUGUUCAUUGAGAGGAAAUGCGGCAACGAUUUGACGGUGAAACAGUGCGCCGAACAAGGACACGGCGCCGUUGAAGUCGGCAAGCGAUUAUACGAAAAUGUGCGAAUCGGAUUGAAAUUGAAUGGCGGAAGGCUCGAGAAGCUUCUUGAUGAAUAUGGAAGGGAGGAGAAGCUGGCGAAGAGGGCAUCGAUCUACUCGCAAAUUGUCCAGGUUGCGAGAAAAACGACGAGCGACGAAUGGAAGGCGGCGAUCAAGAGCCAAUCGCAAUAUUUACCGGUGAUCGCCAAUGCGCUUGGAAGUUGUGGAACGGUGGAUUCGGUCGAAAUCGCCAGGAAUGUUCUACCACUCGACUCGCUUGAUGAUUUUCUGUUCGGCGUCGCAAAUUCACCAUCGAGAAACGAGAAAUGGCACAAACAGCUGAUGUACAUGAUGAUUGAGCAGAAGAGCGAUGAGAGGUAUUGGAAAAUCGCCAACACGAUUGCGACGGUGCUCAGAAAACGGUGCGAAGCGACGACGAGCGCCAGAAAUUCGUGUAAUAAUGGAAAAGAAGCGAUUGUUAAUAAAUUCGUCGCCGAUCUUCUCAAGAAGGCAACAAGUGAUGAGCAUCUGGAAAUUGUCUUCGAGAUUCUUCGCAACAUCCCAAUUUCGAAAAGCUACCAACUGGCAAAAGAGAAUAUUUGCACUGGAAAAUCUCAAAAAAUUCAAAUCGCCGCCUUGAAAACGAUAUUCGCUGCUAGAAAGGAGUUGUAUGAAUCGCAGUUGAUUCAAAAGCUCAUUAGAUUGUUCCGAAAUACAUGUCCGACGGAGACGUCGACAACCGAAUCGCAAUUGGCAAUUGAUAUUCUAAUUCGUUGUGUGCCGGACCAUCAAAAUGCGGCCACAUUGAUCCUUAGAACGGAAUCUUUGAAUCCUGAUGAUCAGGAGAAAUGGAAUUACCUUUAUUCGGCGAUUCGAUCAAGCUCGGAAAGAGAUGAGCUGAAGGAAGAAUUCUGGAAACGAAUGCGGCAAUUCAAAGUGUUCCGUCCGAAUUAUGCACAUCGCGCGCUUCAAGCCGAUUCUCAUGCGCAUUGGCAGCAGAUCGCCGAAGCUGCCGGUUUCAAGCUGUUCGCUGAGAGCUCGACGGAAUUUGGAUCGAAGCUAUUCAAGCGAUCCAGUUUUCGAUUGAAUUCGAAAAAGGGAAAACUCGAGGAGGAGCUAUUCGCGUUGGACAUCCACACGGACAACUUGGAGCAGUUUGUUUCGGAUAAGGAAGGAUCGGGUGAUCCGCACGCUAAAAUUCGCCUAGGACUCCUUGGACAUCAUCUUCCGGCCUAUAACGUUUUCAAUAGCAAUGCGGAUUUGCUGGCGACGUUUUGGAACGCUGGCGGCGAAAAAAUCAAAGCGUUUGAGGGCAACGUUCCGCUUCGCGAUUAUUCGUUGAAGUUCCCACUACUAUCGGGUCUAACAGCGAAUGUUGAUGGCGCAGGAGCUUUGGGAAUUCAAGUAUCCGCUGCCACUGAAGUAUCACUUUGGAAUAUGCAAUCUGCCGGUGAAUUAGACAUCAAGGUUUCUGGUUUCCUUAGUGUAACCACUACUAUGUCUCAUCAUUCUGUUGAAGUUCAUCGAAUCACUUCAACCAUUUCUGCGAAUUCUGGAUUUUUGACGCACACAGAAGCCACAUUUUCUUCCCUUCCUUAUCAUUAUUGUCUUACUACUGAACAAGAUGAGACGUCAUUGAGGCAAAUUACAAUUGAGGAGAUUAUGGAAGGCAAAAAAUCGAAGAAAACGAAAACUAGAACGAAACAUUUGAAGCCGAAAACAUUCCGUUUGGAUUCGGCCACUACACAACAAUGCAAUUUGUAUUACAAGGAACUUACUGCGUAA